UCAUGUACAACAUUUCUAGCUACUUCUUUAGUUAGGCUUUAGUUCUCCUUUAAUUUAAAGGGCCAGUACACCUCCCCUUUAGUACUGUGAAUAGGCAGAGGAGGAAGGGGUGGUCAUUGGCAGGAACGGGUGGGUGGCAGCAGAACUGUGAAGAGAACACCCUCAAAGAGUGCAACAUGGUCUGGCAGUGAACGGGUUAAAGCCCAACACACUGGCAGUUAUUGCAGGGAGGGCAUAUAAGGACCAGCGCAGAUUAAUGUCUCCCCGGGUGGAGAGAGAAUGAUGCAACGUCAGUGUCUGUUCUGCAAGUGGAUCUGGACACAAUCAAACAGGAGGUUUCCUGAAACUGUCGUAGCACUGCCAGCUGAUUGGCUCACAUCUCUGCAAGGGAAUAAAACUGCUGCUCUGAUCCCUGCAAACGAAACAACUCUCAGUCUGAACAGCUGGACAGAGCACCGAAAAGAAGACCGAGAGUUUAGACCUUGAUCCGGAUUCGCGUUCGGAUGCACAAAAUGAGCCGGUGGAUUCAGUGAGCAGAGGUUCUGGGGGAAGCAGCGCAAGGAAAGAGGAGAAAUUGUCACAACCAUUCAUUGUGCUGAGCCAGGAUGAGUAUGCGGAGCACCAUUCCUCCAUCAUGCACUGCAGGGUCGACUGCUCCGGGCGCCGGGUGGCUAGUCUGGAUGUUGACGGGGUGAUUAAAAUCUGGUCUAUUGAUGGCAUCAUGCAGACAAAAGCUUCCGCCAUCUCCAAGUCGGCUCUGCUCUCCCUGGAAUGGGCGACAAAGAGAGACAGACUGGUCAACACCAUAGACGCCAUCAUCAGCCUCUAUCUCAAAGGCUUAACUUGGAGGCACUUGUAUCUUUUAUUCAGCUCAGUAACUGAAACAAAGCCUGAACAAAUGAAAAAGGAGAUACUAUAAUCCCUCAACAGAAGAGCCACUGAAGGUAUCAUCUAGGCCAUCUCCAACAUUCCUGCCGAAGUUGUUUGGUGUUUAUUCGGAAUCUGUCAUGUCUGACCUCCUAAUAGUGAAUGGCAAGCAUAAAACCAACCUGUAAUUGUUUCUCUACACCGUCUCACCCCACACGCUCCCUUUAA
This is a messenger RNA of Xenopus laevis (African clawed frog), 1095 nucleotides long. RefSeq names its product WD repeat-containing protein 91. The record is from RefSeq and is a predicted model, not a curated record. The transcript is spliced from 4 exons. The coding region runs from base 635 to 919 and encodes 94 amino acids. NCBI's taxonomy places the organism in Eukaryota, Metazoa, Chordata, Amphibia, Anura, Pipidae.